Messenger RNA from Cherax quadricarinatus, 685 nucleotides. Lineage: Eukaryota; Metazoa; Arthropoda; Malacostraca; Decapoda; Parastacidae. The record is from RefSeq and is a predicted model, not a curated record.
GUCCAGUAUACACGUAAUUACCCCAGUACUCACUGUGGUGUUUUCCAGUGACGUGGACACAAACUGUAGCUUCUGCUGAUAAAUACCAUAACAAGUUAAAACUAUAUUCAUAUAAUUAACUUUAUUGUUAAAAAGAUAAUAGGAAUAUUUAAUGAAAUCCUGGUGAAAAUUAAUGCUGUUCUGUCACUGAAUGACCAAACUUCGUGAAAUCUUUGAAACUGGAAGACAUCACAAAAGGCAGAAUUAACGACUUAAUGGAUUCUGCAUUUGAAAACCUGAUUCGAUGCUCGAAGGCUGGGAAUGUAGAAGGUGUUGUGGAGGCUGUGAGAGAGGGAGCUCAGAUUGAUCAACUGGUGGUAGGGACGGGUACUACCGCGGGUCCCUCAGCACUCCACAUAGCUUCCACUGCAAACAAGCUUGAAGUUGUCAAGAAGUUGCUCUCUCUUGGGGCUUCUGUUAAUGUCGUCAACAAUUUCGGAUUUACUCCGCUGCACCAUGCAAGUGAAGGGGGUAACCUGCGAGUGGUGGAGACAUUACUGGAGGCUGGAGCAGACCCUCAUGCCAGCAACACUUCUGUGUCUGACAAGUUGUGCAAGACAAGUAUACAAUACCGACAAGAUGAAAGUUAAGACACUUGUGCAACAUCGGCUACUACAACUAACCCAUCAAUUUGGGUAGGACCUAC